Messenger RNA from Emys orbicularis (European pond turtle), 1839 nucleotides. RefSeq names its product zinc finger protein 436-like. Gene Ontology annotation, molecular function: DNA-binding transcription factor activity, RNA polymerase II-specific; RNA polymerase II cis-regulatory region sequence-specific DNA binding. The record is from RefSeq and is a predicted model, not a curated record. The coding region runs from base 1 to 1839 and encodes 612 amino acids. The transcript is spliced from 8 exons. Lineage: Eukaryota; Metazoa; Chordata; Testudines; Emydidae. Gene Ontology annotation, biological process: regulation of transcription by RNA polymerase II.
AUGAGCACCAGCCUCAGGCAGACUGGCUACAGAAUAACGUCCACGUUUCACUCCAGAUCAUUCCAUGCUCCCAGCAGGAAGGAAAUGGCUGCAAUGGAGCUGGCUCAGCCUCACCUCACCCCGCUGCCAGCGCAAUGCCCUGGGUGGCGGGCCUGCGAGCUCCUGGGGCAGUGCCGCGGGAGAGCCCAGCCUGACCCGGUGCUCUAUGCUGCACGGUGUGUGGCUGUAGCACCACCAGCCACCGGUGCUCCAGGUAACGCGGAGUUGGUGACUUUCGAGGAGGUGGCUGUGUAUUUCACCAAGGGAGAAUGGGCUCUGCUGGACCCCACUCAGAGAGCCCUCUACAGGGAUGUCAUGCAGGAGAACUAUGUGACGGUGGUCUUGCUGGGGUUUCCAAAUUCCAAACCUGAUUUGAUCUCACAGCUGGAACGAGGGGAAGAGCCGUGGGUCCUGGACCUCCAGGGCUCUGAGAAAGAAGUGCUUCCAAGAGCUGCCUUCACAGGUGAUGGGAUGGUGAGUCAGAAUGAGGAGGAGAAACCCCAUCAGGAAGAUGCUGAGCAAGUAGAACCACAUGGGACGUUAUCAGGAAGAUCCAAAGGGAAUGUUUCCGGGAGUUGUGCACUCCAAGAAAAAGCAAAAGCCUGUGAGACUCAGGAGAGGCCGGAGGAAAACUUCAGUAGCCACUCAGACCUUAUAACACGUGACAGAAUCCACUUGGAAGAGACACACUACACAUGCCAUGAGUGUGGGAAAAGCUUCAAUCAGAGCUCUGUCCUUAUCACACAUCAGACAAUCCACACGGGUGAGAAACCUUAUGAAUGCUCUGAGUGUGGGAAAUGCUUCAUUGAUAGUUUAGCCCUCAUCUCACAUCAGCGAAUCCAUACAGGAGAAGCGCCCUACACAUGCUCUGAGUGUGGGAAAAGCUUCAUUCUUCAUUCAGGCCUCAUCUUACAUCAGAGAAUCCACACAGAAGAGAAGCCCUACACAUGCUCUGAGUGUGGGAAAAGCUUCAAUUGGAGCUCACACCUUAUCACACAUCGUAGAAUCCACACAGGAGAGACGCCCUACACAUGCUCUGAGUGUGGGAAAAGCUUCAGUCAGAGUUCAAACCUUAUUAAACAUCAGAGAAUCCACACGGGGGAGACGCCCUACACAUGCUGUGAGUGUGGGAAAAGCUUCAAUCAGAGCUCUGCCCUGAGCACACAUAGGAGAAUCCACACAGGAGAGACACCCUACACAUGCUCUGAGUGUGGGAAAAGCUUCAGUCAGAGGUCAUACCUGAUCAGACAUCAGAGAAUCCACACAGGGGAGAAGCCCUACACAUGCUCUGAGUGUGGGAAAAACUUCAAUCGGAGCUCACACCUUAUCACACAUCAUAGAAUCCACACAGGAGAGACACCCUACACAUGCUCUGAGUGUGGGAAAAGCUUCAGUCAGAGUUCAAACCUUAUUAAACAUCAGAGAAUCCACACAGGGGAGAAGCCCUACACAUGCUCUGAGUGCGGGAAAAGCUUCAAUCUGAGCUCACACCUUAUCACACAUUGUAGAAUCCACACAGGAGAGAUGCCCUACACAUGCUCAGAGUGUGGGAAAAGCUUCAGUCAGAGUUCAAACCUUAUCACACAUCAGAGAAUCCACACAGGGGAGACACCCUACACAUGCUCUGAGUGUGGGAAAAGCUUCAAUCACAGCUCUACCCUUAUCACACAUCGUAGAAUCCACACAGGGGAGACGCCCUACACAUGCUCUGAGUGUGCAAAAAGCUUCAAUCACAGCUCAAACCUUAUUAGACAUCAGAAAAUCCACAUGAGAGAGAACUGUAAUAAAUCCUUUGACUAG